UAAGCUAAAGUAAGGUAUAUACGUGACUCUCUCUCCCCUUCCAAAGAUUCCUUUGUGUUUUUUUCACUUAUCUUGCCUUUUACAUAUUCCUUACCCGUGUAAGGCAUGUAAAAAUAUUCUUCAGUCAUAAUCCAUUUUGCUUAUAAUAAAAACAUCUCUUGAUUUUUCUAACUUUACAACUCUAUGGUUCAGGAGUCACAGCAUUCCAUAUAAGAGUGGAUGAUCCAAUAAAUGCAGACACCUCGAGUCACAACCAUACAGGUCCGAGUGGAUUGUAACGGAUGCGCGCAGAAGAUCAAGAAAGCACUCAAUGGCAUCAAUGGUAUACAUGAUCUGCGCAUCGACUUUGAUCGACAAAGAUUAACAAUAAUUGGAUGGGCAGAUCCAGAUAAAAUUGUCAAAGCAAUUAAGAAGAAGGCAAGGAAGAAUGCCACCAUUAUAUGUUCCAAUAUUGAAACAUCUUCAUCUAAACCAACAAAACCAAAACCAAAAGAAAAUCAACCAACUCCACAGGCGCAAGGAACAUCGUUUCCAGAACCAAUGUUUGAGGCAACAUCACCAAAACCUGCAUGUCAUAAUGCAAGAAAACAGUGGCAGUACAACCCCGGAAAUGAAGAUGAAGAACAGGUUCAUAUGUUACACCAUCAUCAGCCUAACCAAGUUAACAGACUCAGUUCUGGCCACAACUAUGUUGACGACAGAGACAGAUCAUCAUAUCACAAUGGUCCUGUAUUUCUACAAGAGCCAUCUCAAAUCCAACCACUGAAUGUCACACAUAGUUACAAUACAUACAUGCCAUCGUCUUAUGUCACUGAAUAUGAAUGUGUGCGAUCAUCAUCAUGGCACACACAUUACAGGCAUAUGGAACACUACAAUGGAGACUUCAAUAAUAACAAUGUAAACAUAGCAGCCAUGUUCAGCGAUGACAAUCCAAAUUCAUGUUGCAUAGUCUAGUAUAGGGCAUUAGACAUAGAGAAGAGAUACACUAUACUUUCCAAUGUAGUGAUUCUGUAACAUAAUAUCAUUUGAAAGUUAGGUAGAAAAUAAAGACUUUUUAGUUUGCACUUUGCACACGACAUUAGGGAAAACAAGAAUAAUAUUCCUAACUUCUGUGCUGAAAAAUAACUUGUAUUGUUGAUGCCUUUCGUCGAAGCGAAAAAGCACUUCAUAUGUAAAUAUGCAAAUUCCUGAAUUGGUAAUACAGAAACAUGGUCAGGUUGACAAUAGAUAGAAA
Trifolium pratense (red clover) is the source of this 1234-nucleotide messenger RNA. RefSeq lists its product as uncharacterized. The record is from RefSeq and is a predicted model, not a curated record. Gene Ontology annotation, molecular function: metal ion binding. Bases 232 to 954 code for a protein of 240 amino acids. Lineage: Eukaryota; Viridiplantae; Streptophyta; Magnoliopsida; Fabales; Fabaceae. The transcript has 3 exons.